GAGCUGAACGCGCAUAAACGCUGAAGAUUUUCACGAGACGCGCAAACGCAAAUCUGAUCACGAAAGAUCGCAUCUGACGCAAGUCUGAUCACUUAAAAUCACAUAAGAUCGCAUCUGACGGACUGGGAAUAUUUGAUUAAGUCUCAUUUCUCUGGUGGAUUUAUUAAUUCGCUAAAAAAUAACAAACAGACUAAACCACACCGGAUUCACUUCAUCGAUUUUUGCGAGGAUUCAACAGGUUGCUGUAAUAUGGAGACUAUGUUAUGUGGAUACAGAAACACACUGAAGCGUCAGGUAGCGUUUGAAAUGUUUGAAGACCCCGGGUCGCUGUUCUCGGGAUUUUAUCCUCCGGUAGAGGACGAGCCGGCCGCUCAGGAAGUUCCUUCUGGUCUGGACUGUUUCUCACAGGAUGUGUGCUCCGUACCCCUGCUGACGCCCUGCAGUAAAGCCGUCAUGAGUCAAGCUCUGAAGGACAGUUUCAAAGGUUUCUCCAAAGUCCAACGUCUCUGUGGGAUCUCCGACAACCCGAGGAAAUGGAGCAAGCAGCACGUCUUGCAGUGGUUGAUCUGGGCGUCUGGUGAAUUCAGCUUAACCAACGUCAACUUCAUGAACUUUGACAUGAGCGGCGGUGAGCUGUGUGAUCUGGGGAAGGACGGCUUUCUGGCUCUGGCUCCAGAUUUUGUUGGUGACAUCCUGUGGGAGCACAUGGAGCAGAUGAUGAGAGCUUGUCAGGAGAACGAAGAGGCUCAAGUCUUUACUCGCCCAUCUCAGUCCAGCUGGACCAGCAGAAACUGUAACGCUCUGAGUCUGGAGGAACGUUCUCUGACGGUUCCUGAUAACUGCAGCAGUCUGCUCCGGGAACUCUUUGAGACGAACGAUGAAUCCGCCGUGCUGUCAUCAGAGCCCGAGAUCUCUUUGUAUCCCAAACCUCAGCUGAGCACCGUCAGCGUGAGCUACGUCAGUCGCGACUUCUCUGGUGCCAAAUGCGCUCCGCGUCUCGACGCUCCAGGCUUAUCACGUGACCAGACGUCUGCGGAGAGCCUGGAGACUCCCGAGAGCGUUCUUCGGUCCUGGGGGAGCCAUUCUUCACUCGCCGACGCCCAGCGCGUCCCGUCCUACGACAGCUUUGAGGAGGAGUUCGGCGUGACCCCGCUGAGCCUCGGCAAACAGGGACUGUCCUUUAAAGACUACGUUCAAGAGAGGAACGAGCCGCUGGAACAGGGCAAACCGGUGAUACCAGCUGCUGUGCUCGCUGGGUUCACAGGAAGCGGUCCCAUUCAACUCUGGCAGUUUCUCCUGGAGCUGUUGACAGACUCCACCUGUCAGAACAUCAUCAGCUGGACCGGUGACGGCUGGGAGUUUAAACUCACCGACCCAGAUGAGGUGGCGCGUCGCUGGGGAAAGAGGAAGAACAAACCCAAAAUGAACUACGAGAAGUUGAGUCGGGGACUUCGUUAUUACUACGAUAAAAACAUCAUUCACAAGACGUCAGGAAAACGUUACGUGUAUCGCUUCGUCUGCGACCUGCAGAAUCUGUUGGGUUACACUGUGGAGGAGCUGCACGGCAUGCUGGGAGUUCAGCCUGACACCGAUGACUGAGAUGUUUUUGGAUGAGAAGCUCCUCUGGUGUCGUGCUACAGGACCUCACCGAAGGUCUCAGUUUGUGGUGCAUUUCAUCACCGUCUGCUCUCGCUGACGCAUUAAAGCGCCUUCGACCGCCGCGGUUCUCUGCUGUUUGUGACGACGGCAGCGUUUGAAAUCAUCUACUUCUGCUUCAUAGCUUGAUGCUGUUCACUCAGUCAUGCUGUGGACUCUUAUUUCUGCUGGCAGAUUGUUAAAGAGCGAUGUGAUCAAUAUGAGUUAUGAAGUUAUCCUUAAACAGAGUGGAUUGAGUCUGGAUUGCCUUACAGAAGAUCUGCUUGUGUUUACAUGAAGCUGUUUUGUGCCUGGAGAUUGACAGAUGUUUGGGCGUGAGCUUUAGCCUGCAGGGAUGUUGUAACUCUUGUCUGAUUGAUUUGUUGAUUCAGUUUUUUGUUUGACGCACAUCUCCUUUCAUAAUGGAGAGCUUUAUUACAUAAGGGUUUUUCCUGCAGGAGAUGAAAAGACAUUCUCAGUUGUUUUGUUUAUGUAUAUUUUGUGACCACAAUGUGUUGGUUUAUUGUAAAUUAGUUGAUGUUAUGUAUAUUUAUUUGAUGACUUUAAUGAGUAUAGCAGGGGCCUAUACCAUGAAGCUG
Messenger RNA from Misgurnus anguillicaudatus (oriental weatherfish), 2234 nucleotides. RefSeq names its product v-ets avian erythroblastosis virus E26 oncogene homolog 2 (gene ets2). Gene Ontology annotation, biological process: regulation of transcription by RNA polymerase II; cell differentiation. NCBI's taxonomy places the organism in Eukaryota, Metazoa, Chordata, Actinopteri, Cypriniformes, Cobitidae. Gene Ontology annotation, molecular function: sequence-specific DNA binding; DNA-binding transcription factor activity, RNA polymerase II-specific. The record is from RefSeq and is a predicted model, not a curated record. Gene Ontology annotation, cellular component: nucleus.